Messenger RNA from Polistes dominula (European paper wasp), 3015 nucleotides. It is a transcript of the gene deltaCOP, whose product is annotated as coatomer subunit delta. Gene Ontology annotation, cellular component: COPI vesicle coat. Lineage: Eukaryota; Metazoa; Arthropoda; Insecta; Hymenoptera; Vespidae. The record is from RefSeq and is a predicted model, not a curated record. Gene Ontology annotation, biological process: Golgi localization; retrograde vesicle-mediated transport, Golgi to endoplasmic reticulum; endoplasmic reticulum to Golgi vesicle-mediated transport.
UCAGCACAGUGCGCCCCCUACUUCGUUACUUAUAUUUGAUAUGUGAUGUGGAGAAUAGAUUGGCUUAUGUAAAAAGAAAAAGAAUAAAAAAAAAUUAUAUUAGGUUAAUAAAAGAAGUAGCACGUUAGAAUUAUUUCUAAAAAUGGUACUUAUCGCUGCUGCUGUAUGCACAAAGGCGGGAAAAACCAUCAUUUCCCGUCAAUUCGUUGAAAUGACAAAAGCAAGAAUUGAAGGAUUACUAGCUGCAUUUCCAAAGUUAAUGAGUUCCGGUAAACAGCAUACUUUUGUUGAAACAGAAUCUGUGAGAUAUGUUUAUCAACCAUUAGAAAAAGUAUACAUGCUACUCAUUACGACGAAGGCUAGCAAUAUCUUAGAGGAUUUAGAAACUUUACGACUCUUUGCAAGAGUGAUCCCAGAAUAUUGUGUUUCAAUGGAUGAACUUGAAAUAGCAGAUAAUGCAUUCAAUUUAAUAUUUGCAUUUGAUGAAAUCGUCGCUUUAGGAUAUAGAGAAAGUGUCAAUCUUGCGCAAAUAAGAACUUUCGUAGAAAUGGAUUCUCACGAGGAAAAGGUUUAUCGUGCAGUGAGAAUGACUCAAGAACGUGAAGCUAAAAAUAAAAUGCGUGAGAAAGCUAAAGAAUUACAACGGCAACGAAUGGAAGCGAAUAAGAAAACUGGUAUCAAAAAUCCAGGUUUUGGUAGUGGUUAUGGAAGCAGUGGUGGUUUCACUCCAACUCCUACGGUUGGAGAUACUGCUAAUUUUGUUCCUGAUACAGUAAGACCAUCAUAUACUCCAGCACAAAAGUCAGCCAAUACUGGUCCAGGGGCUAUGAAACUUGGUGGAAAAUCUCGUGAUGUUGAUUCGUUUGUUGACCAAUUGAAAGAAGAAGGUGAAAAUGUCGUAAGCGCUCCACUUGUAGCGUUAGGAGCAAAAUCUGUGCCAAUCAGUCCUCAGAUAAUUAACACUGAACCUGUUCACCUACGACAAGAAGAGAGACUUAAUGUACGCAUUGGACGUAAUGGAGGUCUUCAACAUUUUGAGUUACAUGGUUUAGUCACGCUGCAUAUCUCUGAUGAAAAGUGGGGUCGUAUCCGUGUCCAACUUGAAAACAGAGAUUCAAGAGGAAUUCAAUUACAAACUCAUCCAAAUGUCGAUAAAGAAUUAUUUAGGACUCGUGGCCAAAUUGGAUUAAAAGUACCUUCUAAACCAUUCCCUUUGAACACAGAUGUUGGUGUUUUAAAGUGGCGUUUACAAGCUCAAGACGAAACAGCAUUACCAAUUUCAAUAAACUGUUGGCCUAGUGAAAGCAGUGAUGGGGGUUGGGAUGUAAACAUUGAGUAUGAAUUACAACAAGAUGAUCUUGAAUUAAAUGAUGUAAACAUAAACAUUCCACUUCCAAUUGGAUGUACUCCUAUAGUAAGCUCAUUUGAUGGACAAUAUACGCAUGAGACAAAGAAAAAUAUAUUAAUAUGGUCGCUACCAUUAGUCGAUGCCUCGACAAAGUCUGGUUCAAUGGAAUUUUUUGCCCCAUCUUCAACGCCCGCAGAUUUUUUUCCACUUCAUGUUUCUUUUGCAUCCAAGACGUCGUAUGCCAAAAUAAAGAUCACGGAAGUUUUAUUAGUAGAAGAUGAGAAUCCUGUAAAACAUUCUAUAGAAACAGUUUUCUUUACUGACAAUUACGAAGUGGUAUAAGUCGCAAAAAAGAAAAGAAAAGUAGAUGUUAGUCUACAUACGCUUUGAACUCAUGGAAAUGAAUACGAUACAUUGGAAAACGUAAUUUUGAUGAUAAGCAACUAGCCUAAUUAGUAUUCAUAUGCCAAUCAGAUUUCUAUUUCCAUAUGAUCAUUUACUUAAUGAUCUCAUGGUAACUGCAAAAAUGUAUUGCAGUUUAUUAAUCUGCACAUUACAAUCAUAUUGUAAUAAUUGUAUGUUCAAUAUUAAUUUAUCCGAAACAAAAACGUCAAAAAAGUGUAUUUUAAUUAAGAAAAAGAGGUAAAUAUCUUCAAAUAUAGUCAAGUUUAAUCAAGUUUAUUGAAUUAAUUACAUAUAUAGAAUAUAGAAUAUUAACGCUAUGUUUGAUUAUUUCCUUCAAAUUAAAAUAUUAAAUGACAAAGGCUGUCAUUUAUUUUCACAAAGGACAAAUAAUUUCACUGUUUAUAUGCCUUUUGCGUAUUGUUGUAUACAUAAGACUACUUCUUUAGUAUACUAAAAAAAAAGAGAAAGAAGAAAAAAAAGUAAAAUUUUUUCUUCUAACAUUAUAUUAAAUGUUAUAGUUGCAUCAAUUCCUUUACUUCUUCUAUUAUAAUUACGUAUAAAAAUAUUUAGAAACGUAAUUUUAGUUUGGGUUACUGAAAUUUAUAAAUAUUUCUUUUAUCGUAUAUACACAUAUAUAUUGUGAUUAUAUUAUAUUCUAUAUAUAUUUUUUUCUUAUCACCAAACGUUACACUUAAGAAACGUAUUAAUCCUUACAUCGAAAUUUGUAUCUUUAAAUAAUUUUAAUAUAUAUGAAACACACAGUUAUACUACUUAUGUAUGUGCUAAAUGUGUAUAUAUAAUACGUAUAUAUGCUAUGACUUUUUAUAUGCACAUACCGAGAUAAAAUAUCUAUUAUUUUUAAACAAAUUUAUUUGAAUCUUUUAUAAAAUGUUUCGAAUUAGUUAUGAAUUAAUGAGUAUUGUUAUACUUGGAAGUAUGUAUUAUAGUUAAAAAUAAUAAUAAAUCAAGUAUAUAUUUUAUUGUUCAUUAAUGCAUGUUUAAAACAAAGCAAACUACAUAUUCAAUAUAAAUGAUGCUAUUUAAUGGAUAUAUCGGGUGGAAGCAAUCAUAAAAAUUGAUUAUUUAAAUUUUUUGAAAGUAUUGUUUGGAGAAAUGUUUUUAAAAUAAAUACUAUAGAAGUGAUUAUUUAUUUAAUUUGAUUACACAAACAUGCGCAUAUACAUCAAUGUGUAGGAAUUGUUAAUGUUAAGAUAAAUAUUAGGUAGAAUUCAUAUAUUAUAAUAAAAUUAUUUUUACUGGUA